AUGCCUUUGCGCUCUGCAGCAGCUUUCGUAUCAGGAGACGUUCGACUUGUCAAUGGGCAUAGUCCAUAUGUUGGCAGAGUGGAAAUCUAUCACAAUUUUCAGUGGGGAACAGUGUGCGAUAACGGUUGGGAUUUGACCGAUGCGAAUGUGGUGUGUAAGCAACUGGGUUACACUGGCGCUCGUCAUUACACUUCUGAUGCAUUUUACGGACAAGGUAGCGGGAAAAUAUGGAUGGACAGAGUUCAGUGCAGAUCGUGGAAUUCACGUCUGGAAUUCUGCAGUUUCUCAGGUUGGGCCAAUCACAACUGCGACCACUCGAAAGAUGCGGGUGUGAUCUGCGCGUCCAAUAUUGUCGACGGAAGUGUGAGACUUGCUAACGGGGACACUCCAAAUGAAGGUCGAGUGGAAAUAUAUCACAGUGGUGAAUGGGGAACAGUGUGCGAUGACUCUUGGACUUCAACUAACGGACGGGUGGUUUGUAAGCAACUGGGAUACAAAUACUACGUUAGUGAAUCUAGGCAAUCUAGCGGUACCACUAAACCAGGUAGUGGGAGAGUAUGGAUGGACAAUGUGGCAUGCAGUCGAAGCGAUUUAAGAUUGCAGGAUUGCUCAUUUGAUGGUUGGGGAAAUCACAAUUGUGAUCAUAGCGAAGAUGUAGGCAUAAUCUGUGGAGGUGCAUUUGAAGGUGACAUUCGACUUGUUAACGGACAUACUGCCAAAGACGGAAGGGUUGAAAUUUAUCACAAUGGGGAGUGGGGAGGCGUGUGCAGAGAAGGUUGGCAUAAUGCUGAUGCGAAAGUGGUGUGUAAGCAAUUGGGUUACACUGGCGGUCAUAGUGUCGCUACUGCCUCGUUACUCGGAGCAGGCUGCGGAAGAAUAUGGCUAAACAAUGUGGCGUGCAAUCUGUAUGAUUUACGUUUAGAGCGCUGCUCUAGACCCUUUCCAAGAUGGGGCGUUUCCAACUGCGAUCGUUCUGGAUAUGCGGGUGUGAUCUGCGAAGCAUCCAACCCUGACAGCUGGUGGCGGCAUACGCCUGCUUACCCAACACAUCAUACUACUGGCUGGUGGUGGUGGACAACAUCUGCGCCGCCUAGUAAAGAUGACAAAUCAGUAUCAACUUCAACAGUUUUUGUUGCUACAGUCUCUGCAAUAUCGGCUGUACUCGUAUUUAUAUUUGUUAUUAUUAUAAUCGUGGCUAUCCGGGCAAGACGCAGACCAGUUGCUACACGUACAACUGCGACGACAGCAAGUGGACAACCUGCGCAUGCUCAGUCUGUAAGGAUUGUUCCGUCUGCGCCUCCAAGUGUGACGUUUCCCGGUGCUCACUUCAAUUCUUAUGAAUCGGGAGCUCCGCCUUCGUACGAGGCGGCGAUUGCCUAUCCAGCCGCUAGUUCAUGAAAUAGUAAACUUUGAUGGGAGUUCGUUGACGGCUCAGCGUGUGAUGCAUUCAACGACAUCGACUGUGACUAUGACGGAGACUAGCGCUCGUAUUUAUAACGGUACCGGUGUAAAGUGUGCAUUUGUAUUCUAGCAAAAUUAAUAUAAACGGUUGAUUUUUCAAAUGACUUGGUCUACGAAUUUCAGUGGAUUAUACGGGGUAUUACGAGUGUGGGCAUGCGUAUUGUUGUGCUGAGUGGGAUCUAAUAGA
Corticium candelabrum is the source of this 1648-nucleotide messenger RNA. Its product is annotated as neurotrypsin-like. Bases 1 to 1398 code for a protein of 465 amino acids. The record is from RefSeq and is a predicted model, not a curated record. The transcript is spliced from 8 exons. Gene Ontology annotation, cellular component: membrane. NCBI's taxonomy places the organism in Eukaryota, Metazoa, Porifera, Homoscleromorpha, Homosclerophorida, Plakinidae.